Topomyia yanbarensis is the source of this 21415-nucleotide messenger RNA. RefSeq names its product probable G-protein coupled receptor 158 (gene smog). NCBI's taxonomy places the organism in Eukaryota, Metazoa, Arthropoda, Insecta, Diptera, Culicidae. The coding region runs from base 1796 to 4048 and encodes 750 amino acids. The transcript has 12 exons. Gene Ontology annotation, cellular component: membrane. The record is from RefSeq and is a predicted model, not a curated record. Gene Ontology annotation, biological process: G protein-coupled receptor signaling pathway. Gene Ontology annotation, molecular function: G protein-coupled receptor activity.
UCUGUCAGUUGAGGUGCGUUUAUCUGCGGGACAAGUCGGAACCGUAGUGUCCCGAGUUUUUUUCGCCGAAAAAUCUCAUUUGCCUACCUAAAUACCACCUACAGACCAAGAAACCAUCUCAUCUAUCUUACUGGAGCUGACUGGAUCUGACUCGAUUCUACUGUCGAUGGUUUUGUUUUGCAAAUUAUCAUUUGACGUGCUUGUCUGGAUUUCUUCUGCAGUGCAACCAUACUCGUGCCAAUCUUCAAGUGAUUUACGUCAACUUUGUGAAUAAAUUUAUUCUCAACUUGAGAGCUGCCAACUGAUCCCAUGCAUCAAUCAAAUCAAAGUGGAUGUUUCUUUGUGUGAUAUGUUGGUAUGUUGGUAAACCGCCCCGCAUGCUGUGAAUUUUCAGUUCAGUUACAGCGAAGAAAGCAGGACGGAGUUUGUCACCAACAUGUGCGAGUGAUCUAAUCAGUUGUGGUGACAAAAAAAGAGUAGGGAACGAACCCCUCAGUCGGUGGAAGUACCACAUUUGAGCAGUAACUUGAGUGCCAUCAAGCGCCAGGCCUUGGACCCCCGGCUGGAUUAUGUGCCUAAGAAGAGAAAGGUGAUUUUUCAUACAAUUUCUUCUCUUUAUUGUUCGCUGUUCUAACACACUCAGAGGAAAUCGAAACUCAGUCGCAUCUGCGGAUGUCAGGAUAUCGGAAGUUUUGGAAAGCUUUUAAACUAUACGGGAGGUGAAAAAACACAGGAAAAAAAUUCAAUCAAGUGAAAAAUUACGUUCGUAUGAAGGGCUACCUGGUGUGAGAGAGUGAUGCCAAAUAGAGUCAUCACAACACGGUAAUGAUUGCCAUGUGAAAGUGAUUAUGCCCGUAAUUUUUCAAGUGGAAAACUUCGGUUCAUUGAGGAAACAACUUGUAGCUUGGAGAUACGAAUUGACUUGAUUUGAGAACUCGGUCAAGGUAGCGAAGAACGAGUUGUUCAAUUUCGUAAUGGAUUUUUUGUGAGUGGAUUCCGCGCUUCCGUAAAUCAGGAUCUCUGCACGAUAAAAGCCUUCCGACUUUAUCCGGCAUUCCGGCGUGAGGAGAAGCAAUUUAUCCACAUCGGGCAGUGGCAAAAUCCGACCCGAGCACGACGAGUAAUGGUUGGAAAAUUAACUGUAAGUGCGAGUGCAACAUAAACCAAGCAAGUCGAAAAAAAUAUCCCAAGAAAAUUUACUACUACCAUAAAGAACACCUUUCCGCGAAAAAAAACCCAGGCCAAAAGAGAACCGAUAUGAGUUGGUCAUCCAGUUGGAGCUACAGCGUGAAUGUGGACGAUUUUCGGUUCUGAAACCAAGUGAGGAUAGUGAACGUGAUACUUGUAUACCAAAGGAGCGGUAUUCUGGUUUCAAUUUUGGUAAGACCAUCGAGUGUGGUCAGUUUCAUUAGGUUUAGGUUUCUGUUAGUUGGUGCGAAUAAAUUGUGUACAUACACACACAGAAACAACCCACGGAAAAAUAACACCCCGCGUAACGACGAGGAUCACCGGAGAACGGGGCAUAAGAACGUAAAUCAUCGCUUAUGUAUAGUAAACAACGAAUUGUUCGUGGAUAGUUUUUGCUCACGCAAUCCGUUUUGCCGCAAGCCGGAGGUUUUCGAGACUGGAAUAAAUCUAACAAUUAUUGAAUUCGGAACGUCGGCAACGAUGCUCGGUACGACACAGGCAGUGGUGAUGGCGAAUUCAACAAGUUGGUUGAAUUUUACGGCGGAUUGAAUGGAACGAUGUUCAGCAUAGCACAUUCCUGUCACACCACGACCAAUACAAACCGGUGAUGGGUCAUUCUUGCCAUCAACACCAUCACCGAGAAGAACGUCGCUAUCACUGCUAUCGAUCUAGGCCAAAGAGCAAAUGGUUCGAGCUCCCGUUAUGGCUGCUGUACGCCGGGAUGCUGCAGCUGGCAUUUCAGCUAUCCUUCGGGCAUGCCCUCGAGCAGCAACAGGUUCCGCGAAUGGAAUCCUCUGAUCUGGAAUCAUCCACGUCCGGCUCGGUUACCCUGCCACCCUGUGAACCGAAAGCUUUGGAGGAAGUCCCACCGGACCCCUACUAUGACGUGUCGGAUAUUACCAUCACUGCUGCCAAAUCGUUUGCCGAUUUCCUUGCCGGCAACAGAAUUGACUCCAGCAAAGACGACCGAAAGUUGAAUGUUGCCCGCGAGAAAGCCAACGAACUGGCGAGUUUCGUUCUGAAGGAAGAUGACGGCCUGUUGGCAGUGGGCAUUGCUUCGCCCCGGUUGCCGCUGGCGGUGGUUCAAUUUCGGGACAAAAUCGAUGCCGGCCACGUCAAUCUGGCCGAAAGUAAGAACUUCCUUUCGACCUACUGGCGGGAGCUUGGUGUUGCCUGGAAUCAAAGCAACGGAGCGCAGUUCUGGGGUGCCCCGUUCCGGGACUGUGGUCCCCUGUACGGGCGGUGGCUGUGGCCUUUCAGUGUGACGGUGGAAUCUCAAGGAUACAAGAUCGUGGCCUCGGCAUUUAUAGCGGCCGACGUGGACCAAUGCAACGAUGCUCUGGAGGCGAUUUUCGGACGGCGGCAUUCCUGCGACCGGGAGUCCACCUUCUGUCUGAUGUCGACAGAGGCCUCGAAUUCCGGUGGCCGAGGGAAGUACACCUGCGUGUGCAGGGAUGGGUACUACAUUCCGAACGAGUCCUUCCAGGGGUUCACCUCGGACAAGAAUGAUGCGAAUGUUACGAAUUUUAGCUGUACUCCAUGCCCGAGCGCGUGCGAGUGCAAUUCGGCCGGCAGUUGCAGCCGCCCAGACGAGGACUUCAGCACGGAAACGCUGAUGAAGGCCACCAUUGGUGCUAUUUUGGGAGCGUGUAUGCUUUGUUGUUUAGUGUUAGCGUUAAUUGUGUUCCGUCAACGAAAAUGCAAGACUAUUGCAACGGGGAUGUGGACCAUUUUAGAGACAAUUUUAUUCGGAAUUUUACUACUAUAUCUAGCGGUUGCCCUUCACUUUCUGCAAGCGUCCACAUUGCGCUGCCUGCUGGAGCCCUGGUGCCGCGAGCUAGGCUUCAUCAUCUGUUACGGUGCAAUCGUGCUCAAACUAUACCGCCAUCUGGUGGAAUUUCGCACCAGAAAAGCUCAUCGAUGGGUUGUGAGAGAUUUAGAUCUACUGCGCUAUCUGUGCGCGAUGAUCGUUGCGGUACUGUGCUACCUGGCCGCAUUCACCGCCACCAGCAUGGACUUCCUGCGGUACAGCGAGUUGGUGUGGAAGGUGGACAACACCGACGAUCAGGUCACGUCCAACAUGUGCCGACCACUGAAGUGGGACUAUGUAACCGAAGCGGGCGAGUUGCUCAUACUUUGCUUCGGGCUUCAGCUGGCCAUUGCCAGCCGUAACGCAAACACCCAGUUUAGAGAACGCCAAUUUCUGGUCGCCUCAAUAUUGAUCGAAUUCCUAGUAUCGUCCACAUUCUACAUCCUUCGGUUCUGGUAUCUGGAGGAGUUCAACCCGUCUACACUAUUCCUAGCUCUUUUUGUACGGUCCCAGCUGACAAACACAGUUACGCUCGGGCUAAUAUUUCUACCCAAGCUAUGGUACCAGCAUAAGCAGGUUCGUUCCCUUGCCCAUGAUGUAUCAUUCCGCUUACCUGUGGAUGCUUUCAAGGGUGCACACGACAGUUCCCACCAUGGCGGCGGCCUCGGUACCUACGCCGGCAUCUGCGUUGGCGAUCCGGAAGGAGGCGACGUCACCAUCUCCGAGAUGAGCCCGGAGGACAUCCGUGCCGAAUUGAAAAGACUGUACACACAACUAGAGUAUUUAAAGAAUAAGACACUACGGCAGGACAAUCCACACAUCAGCAAGCGACGGGGAGGCCGGAAGGUGGCACAUCGCCGAUUCUCGUUACAGAAAAAAGGAAGCAGAGAAAAGGCACUAAGCGCCAAACAUCGCAACAAUCGUCCAGCGGUCAGCGAAGUGGAAGUGACCGAAGCGGAACCGUCCCGCACGCCGGAGGACUCGGUGUGCAGCGUCGAGGGUCCCACCGAUACCGGUGCGGAGAUUUCGGGCGUCUCCUACUCGAAAUAGCCGUCAACCAACAACGGCAGUGGCAGCAGCGUCAAACACACCGACAACAAUCACACCAAGCACAUCUAUUUUUUCCGCCGGCCGCAAAAGCAGCCGGAAAAAUCACGCUACCGAGAGUACAACUUUUAACUUUAUCUUAUCACUCCCAGGAUAAGCGGGAAUUCUGACGAAACCUUCGCCAGCCACUGUUAGAAACGAGAGACAAUAGCAUACAUGUCCGGAGUAAUUUAUUCAAAAGGGUCAGAACAACUACGUGCGGGAAAAUUCUAGACAAACAGUUGCGCCCGCAUCACAUCAGUAAACAUUAACCAGCGCAAAAUCAAAAAAAAACUUUUCUCUUUUGGUCAAUGUCGCCAGCUGUGCUUGGCGAGUAACGAGUAAUCUGGAGUUUUCCGUCGAAAUUGCAUGUUGACAAUUGAGUUGCCGACCCUUAUCAUAAAUUGCUCGUGAUUUGACGUUCGUUCCACUUGCUCUUAUUUAUGCAAAUCAACUGAGCAUGUCAUUUUAUGUGAUUCUAAGCACAGAUUCGGACCAUGUUUUGAUAAAACGUGCGUCGUUUCGGAGUCAGGCUUUAUAAUUCAUUGAUGUACCAAUAUUUAUAUAUAGUUUUUAUUUCUAUUUUUUUCAAACCAUUUGACGCCGCACGCUGUUAUCGUUGUUAAAAUGGCUUGAAGAGUUUUGCUGAUGGAACAUACCAGACGGUGGGGCGCGUUGUUUAGACAAAUCGCUCUGAUUGUGAGUGAAAAAGGAAGGAGAUUAAUCUCAAGCAGCUUAUGGGUUUCCCCGGGCGUCACUAGCCGCGAAUGAAUAAUUUCAGAUGGUUUGUCACUUGCUUGGAUCGCUUGAAAAACGUUACGAACAGGAUAUUUUACUAUGGAGACGCCUGGUGAGUUGCAUCGGUACAGCGUACCAAGCGCUCCCAUCGAAAUGGUACCUUUGCUAUGAAGUUUUUCGGUGGAUAUUUAUAUUUAUAACCUUACUAAAUGAGAUCCUCUUUACGCUGUAUCUCAGAUACACUAUUUCAUUCAUUUGUAAGAACUAAAGUUACCCAAGUUGCCACGAUUCUUUAAUGUAAACGCGAAGUCACAUGCCUCAAAAUCAAUCGAGAUUCAAAAUUUAAUUUGUUAUCUCUCAUCUGUUCUCUAAGAAAACCUUAAAAUUUUAAACCCAAUGACAACUCCAAGGUUGAAGAUAUGUUUUUAUGCCACAAGAUCGAAAAUCGAAUAAUAUUACGACAUGAAAAUUCAAUUUUCCCUUGACAUGUUUUUUACCCACUAAAUAUACUGUAUGUAUGCAAUGCACAACACAUUUUACAGCGUUGCUAAUAUACCAGCGGAAUAGCAUACAUACAGUACAUUCUGUGGGUAAAAAGCUUGUCAAGGGAAAAUUCAAUUUUCAUGUCGCAAUAUUAACCGAUUUCCGAUGUUGUGGAAUCGAAAACAUGGGGUUAUCCAAGAGCAUUAAAAAUUUUAAUUUCUGUUGAAGAACAGUGGAGAUAUAAAAACUUAAAUUUAGGUUUCCGACUGAUUUUGAGGCUUAGGGCUUGGAAUGUUAAUCGCACUUAUUAUGUACGGAAUACACUUCAUCAUCGCGCAGUAUGUUUUCUACAUUCGAUUGAUUACUCAAUUUCCCUACGCCACUGAAAGAAUUGCAAUUUUUCAGAAAAACUCAUUAUUGGAGUAUCAUUCAACAAAAAAUACAAAACCCAAAAAGAAACAACGUCCAGCUCACACUAUUCAUUAAAAUAUGCUCUUAUAUCAACAUAAGAAAAAAACACCCCUGUGGCUGUCCGCACAAAAUGUGACUAACAAUAGCGAAGAAAAUAAAAACGGUAAAACGAGUGUCAUUUACGCCAGAAAGCAGGAAGAGGAGAAUCUCCGACUUAUGAUUCAUCACUCGUUCGCUCGUCCCCGCCGGAACUAAACAUGUCUACUAAAGACAUGGCACAAAAAGAACACGCUCAACCCGUAAAGGUGUUUUUGUAUCCCACCCCGGAACAAAACACACGCUCUUUCAAAACAACUCAGUGAUAAGUAAAAUGUGAACAUGUUCAAAAAUGUUCAAUGAGAUAGUUCCUGUUUUUCUUAAUUAUGAUUUGCACUACCACCUUUGAGUAUCUCCGCGUUACUCAUCGCUGAGUUGUACUAUAAGAACGUGUACUUCUUGGCGCAUCUUCCAUAGAAUGAAAAAUGUAGCAUUUAUAAAACCACGCCACUUUUAAAGAAUGCUACUUUUUCCCACCGGUGCAAAAACUUUACAAGCAAGCACUGUGCGCUGUCGAUGAAAAACUUUCCCACAAAAAUCGCGCGGAGGUGUAUUCUGCCAAUGAAACCGGAUACCGUGAUUGUUGUUCAAGUCUGAGUUUGCUAUUUCGCCUACAAGUUUCCGUGUUUGGUAGCACAUAGUCCGCCCACAAAUAGGAUAAGUUGUGAUCCAAACAAAAGAAUCGAGUCAUCUGGUGUAUUGUUACCAUGGAGGUUUAUACAAACGUGGAAGCGCACAUUUGCGGAAGUUUGAUAAAAAAAAUACUCCUAAUGGAGAUGACUGUUCGCGAAGCGGUUUGGCGAAGUCGCACAUUUUCGUUAAGGUUGCACAGAGAAUGCGCAAAAUUCGCAAACGAAAAAAGCAGUUUUUUCCACACCGUAUGUCAGAUCUUCAUAAAAAUCAAUCAAUGUAGAAUGUUGUUACAGUACUGCUGAUUGAUUUUUAUGAAGAUCUGACAUACGGUGUGGAAAAAAACUGCUUUUCUCGUUUGCGAGUUUUGCGCAUUCUCUGUGCAACCUUAAGGUUGAACGGAAAAUUCCGCACCAUUUGUCAGAUCUUUAUGAAAAUAAAUCAGCAGUACUUUAACGAUAUUUCACAUAAUCAGAUUGAUGAUCAGAGCGUGGAAAACAACUGCUUUUAUCAUUUUAAAUUUAAAAAGUGUAUUGAAUCAAAUUUCAUCACAAGGAAAGAUUCGUUAAAAUGCACCUAUUCAACCGCUCGUUUUCAAACUUUCAGGGAAUAAAAUAACAGUGUUCAUAAAGUCGUAUACAAUGUUUGGGUCAAUUUAUUUUUGUGUGGAAAUCCAUUUUUUGCUCAUUUCUGCUUCCGAUUACACUUCGUUAGGAUGUUUCCGGAAUGCCUGCUUCAUGAUGAUCCAGUAUUUCUCAAAAGGCCGCAAUUCCGAUACGUUCGGAGGAUUAAGAUCCUUUGGCACGAAAUUAACUUCCGUAGCCUUGCGACCACUCCGGAACAUCUUUCGAGUAAUGGUACGAAUCUAAAUUCGACCAGAAAGCGUUGGAUCAUCGGUAGAUCUCAGAAGUGGAAGUAGACGCUUUUGGAGACAUUCUUUCAAAUAAUCCUGCCCAUUGACCGUUCCGGUUAUCAUGAACGGGAUGCUCCCUUUUUUCCAGCCCGAAUGGAAUCUGUUAGUUGGGACCUGGCAACACAGUACUCUGUGCACAGCCAAACAACAUGCUCGAUGUCGUGAUAGCCGUUCUCACAAACAGAAUGAUUACUUUUAGCAAGUUCUAUAUGACGGAGAUUCGCAUCAAACGUGUAAUGGUUGGACAUGAGCCUUGACAUCGUACGAAUAAAGUCGCCGGUCACAUCAAACCCCUUAAACCAAGCAUUCGUUGAUACCUUCAGGAUAAUGGAAUGUAGCCACCGUCCCAGAUGCCCAUUGCUCCAUGAAGUUUGCCAACUUUCGAGCGUCCUCUGACGAGAGAUACUGAAAAAUUCAAUGAAGCAAAUUGGUCCUUCGUAAAUGUCACCUUCUGAUGCGCCCACCUUGGCUAAAGAGUCCGCCUUCUCAUUGCCCGCAAUGGAGCAAUGUGACGGGACCCAAACCAAGGUAAACUGGUAUGAUUUUUCAGAUAAAGCUAUUCCCGUAUUUCCCCAGGACAUACGGUGAGUGCUUUCGCCGCACGGAUUGCCUCAAUGGAGCUGUGACUGUUCAAAACGAAGAAAUAAUGGUUAAUGACCCCGAGAGUAUGCAGCUAAUUCUGCGACAUAAAUUGAAGCAGGAUCAUUGAGUUUGAAUGAGGUAGCAAGAUUUUCGUUGAAGCUACCGAAGCCGAUGGAUCCGUCGAGUAAUGAUCCGUCAGUGUAGAACAUUUUACCGCAGUCAACUUGAUGGUAUUUAUUAAAGAAAAUAUUUGGGACCACUUGUGGGCGAAUGUAAUCCGGGAUUCCACAAAUCUUCCUUCACGGAUGUGUCGAAAAAUACAGUUGGAUCAGAAGUAUCUAAGAGAUGAGCACGGUUAACGUUAUACGAAGAUGAAUUGACGUUCUAUGCCAUGUCAUCGAAGUACAAGAACAUGAGUCGGGUCUGAGAAUUAAGCUCGACAAGCCUUUCGCAAUUUAUAAUCACCAAUGGGUUCAAAAUAUCGCAUCGAAUGAGCAGGUCCCAAAAUCGUUUUUUUAGCGGAAGGACACCCGCCAUCAUCGUAUGGGUCGAUUGCAUGCAACCCAAGGCAAUGCGCAAACAGCUACACUGGAUUUUUUCUAGUUUGAUGAAAUGUAUGCUCAAAACGAAGCGAAAGCAGAAACAUCUGUACUCCAUCACUGAUAGUAUCGUUCUUUGGUACAGGAUUAGAUCUCCUGGGUGGGCACCAUGUUCCUGUUAUUGUGCGCAGAAAGUUGAUCCUUUGUUGGCAUUUCUGUUUGAGAUACCUAAUGUGACAUCUCCAGGUACCUUUAGAGACGAACCAGACCCCGAGAUAGUUGAAUGUUGAAAGCUGAGCAAUAGUUAUAUCCAUUAACUGAACCUGUAGUUUCGCUGGUUCACGCAUCCUAGAAAAUACAACUAGCUCAGUUUUCUCCGUAGAGGAUUCGAUACCCAGCUGGAGAGAACAAGCAGACAAAUUGUCUAAGGUAUCUUCCAGUGAUCCUUGCAAGUCGACUGCUUUGGGACCUGUAAUAGAAACCACACCGUCAUCUGCAAGUUGCCUUAGCGUGCAGGAAUUGACAAGACAUUCGUCAAUGUCAUUCACGUCAAAAAUUGUAGAAAAGAGGACUUAGGCAUGAGCCCUGGGGAAGGCCCAGCCAAAUCGUGAUGACGAUAAAUAACCAUGCGAGAAAUGCAUUUGGUUUUCAGACAACAGGCUUAGCAAAAAGUUAUUUAAAAUUGAUGAAAGUUAGGUGAAUUUCGGUUGAGAGCAAUGCAAGGCAAUCGUUUGUCCCUUCGCCUUUGCGGGAACCAAAUUGUGUACCUAACAGUAAGCCAUUUGUUUCGACCCAAUUGUCGAGGCGAAACAAGAUCAUUUUCUCGAAUAACUUCCGGAUACAGGACAGCAUUGCAAUCGGUCAAUACGAGUUGUGGUCGGAGACUAGUUUUUCUGGUUUUUGUAUGGCGAUUACACUCACUUGUCUCCAGUCAUGUGGGACAAUGUUACCCUCAAGAAACUUAUUAAAUAAAUUCAACAAGCGUCUCUUGGCAGAUUCUUCAACAAGUUGAAUUUGCUUCUGUUUGGCCCUGAGGUUUAAUUGUUACUUGACAAGAGAGCAAGUGAGAACUCCACCAUCGAAAACGGUGUUUCGUUGGCGGUAUUGUGAGGCGACGCGGCACGGUAGAUUUUGGCGAAAUCGAAUAUCCAACGGUUUGAAUAUUCCAUGCUCUCGUCUGUUUCGAUUUCGCAUACGUCGGGGCGUGCCCCAAAGAGUGCUCAUUGAUGUUUCUCCUGUAAACCCGUCGACAAAACGGCGCCAGCAACUGCGUUUCUUGGCUUUUAUAAAAUUUUUCAUUAGUUUUUCUAAUAACGCGUACAGUUGAUAGCUAGCAACUAACUUGUCAUUCCAGAAAGCUUUAUACGCGGCAGCCUUCUCCGCGUCGCUACGUCAGAGCACUCUUUGUCCCACCACGAGUUGGAAGAACGUUUUUGAGUGUUCACGCCGAGUACUCGUUUCGUCUGAGCUUGAAUCGCGGUAUCGAGAAUCGAGUUGGACAAAAAAUUAUACUCUUCCUCCGGAGGAAGUACCUGUGUCGAGUCGAUAGUUUUGGAUAUCGCAGCAGCGUAGCUCUUCCAAUGGAUGUUUCCUGUGAGGUCAUAGGGAACAUUGAUUGGUUCCGAAGGUCUUGAACGAGUGGUGAUUGCAAUUACAAUCGGCAGGUGGUCACUACCGAGGAGAUCAGAUAUUACCUUCCACUUGCAAUAUAACCGUAGUGAUGUCGAGCAUAGAGAUAUCUCCAGUGCUCUUGCUUGCGCUGUUGGUCUAGGAAUCCGUGACAUUUCCCCUGUGUUCAGAAUUGUCAUAUUGAAGUUGUGAAAAAGGUCUUGAAUUGUCGAGGAUCGAUUAUCGUCGUACAGACAGCCUCACGCUGUACCGUGAGAGUUAAAGUCUCCAAGAAGCAGGCGGGGCGAGAGAAGGUGUUCAAUCACGUUGGAGAAUCUGCGAUAUCUCAUCAUGACCCUAGGAGAAAUGUAAAUAGAAGCAAUGCCUUUGAUUAUUGUUUGACAAGCGACAACUUCAAUGCCUGCCGUCGAAGGGAGGUUGAUUCGAUUGAAGGAGUAGCACUUUUUGAUCCCUAAAAGUACCCCUCCAUAUGGGUCUUCUCGAUCCAAGCGGAUAAUGUCAAAAUCGUGGAAGUUGAGGUUUACAUUAGUAGUAGUAGUAGUCUAUGUUUCACAUAGAGAAAAUGCAUCACAAUUAUUAUAGUCUAGCAAGUAUUUGAAUGAAUCAAUUUUGGGGAUAAAACCAGUGAAGCCAAUUUUCAUCAAAAUUAACACUAAUCACCAAAUCAAAACUGAUAGUAAUCCAUGGUUUCGAUGCACGAAUAUGUAUUUAAACGAAAACCUUCCAUGGUAUCCUAUUUUCAAGUUGCAAACAAAUCAACAUCGAUGAAAUGCGUAACCAAGUUCGCUUGUUUGCAUUCCCUCCAUUCAUUCAUUCCGCGUGAUCAUUUUUCAAUCUGAGUAUGCUUCAAUAUGUUCAUUUGAAAUUGAAACCUAUAGUUACGGUCCUGUAUGGUACUAGAGCCUCGGAUAGUAUUAUUGAUGCCAAAACAUACUCCUUUUCAUGCCCAAAAAAAUUGCAACGAAUGCUAUUUGAUUCAUUCAUUAAGCAUCGAACGUUAUCGAUUGCGAUGAGAAAAUAUCCUUAUUGGCCCGAUCUUCACUCAAUGCUGAGUUGCCUCUGACAACACGUAGUACAGCAUUUAUUGACGAAUGAAAAGUUCUAUUUGGCGCGUUAUGUAUUUGGAUUUGAUCGCCUACUACAAAUAGGAUGGCCUGAUAAGCAAGGACAAUUGGGUCAGUAUACAACAUUCAACGUUGAUAUGCUUCAUUUUAGAUCAACAAUAUUUUCAUCAAUCACCAUCACUGCUCUUCCUAGUGUUUCCAAGCGGAGCCAAUGAAUGCCCCGUUGGCAAGAGAGCAUAUGGGUUUUCGGAGAUAAAUGCAACACGCUCGACCGCACGAUUUAACUUCAAUCAAAAUGAAAAAAUAAAAAAAAACAAUAAUAAAAAAAUCAACAAGAAAAGUAAAAACAAAAUACUCCACCAGUUGGUUUUUGACAAGCUAGUAGGUGAAUUGAUCAUUCGUUACUUUUAUCCGUCACCCGCGUGACCAUCAGACAGUAGAGAGCUGGUGUAGGAUUCUCGUCUAAACAAAGCCGUCUUUCAGAUAAGAAAACUGUUUAAUACCGCACCACACUGUACUGCCUGACACAAUAUAAUGUUUAUACUCCACCCCUUGCUGGUAUAAACACCUUCACCGAUAUCGCUUAACUCGAGGUAAAGUUACACCAACCAACGCGCGUGUGUAACAAACGAGCGUUCGGUUACGAAUGAAUUCAAAUAUGUGUUAUUUCUGUAAUUCUCAAAUACAUUUAAUAUCGAUAUGGAACUAGGGUAUUGUAUCUAUUUUCGUAAUAUUUAUAAUAUGAUUGUCUAUACCUGACUUAUAUCAUGCCUAAUGUCCAUUAUGCGUAAUGACUUUAUGCCUAACGUGCAUAUACCAAACGUACGUAUGCCUAACAAGGUACACACAAUAUUUAUGGAAACAAAACGUUCGUAUGUUUGAAACGACUCAUUGGGCGAGCGCAACACUUCACUCUUCUGUUUUUCUGCCGUAUCACAGCAUUUUUUUAUAUUUUAUUGCGAACAGGUUUUCGUAACGUAUGCGGAAUGAAAUUUGGACGACCCUUCCAGCGUCAAAACAAAAAGGCACCAUACUAACCGUAGCCACACAUAUUUUAAACAUCCAGCGUUACAUUCGACCCGCUAGGAGAUACCAUGUAAACAAAAUGACAGCGAACGCCUAAUCUGGCACCUUGCUAUUAUACCGAAUAAUACUUUGGACGCAAUGGAGGAUUAUGACAUACCUUUUGUACAAAAAGCUGAUAACCCUCCAACUGCGUCCAAUUGAAGAUUUCUGGGCUAAUUUGAAGCGGAGAGUAUAUGCCAAUAAUUUUUGACGUAAAAUCAAACAUCUGAUAGUCAAAAUUAAGAAAAAAAUCAAUUUGAAUAUCAACUUUUUCGACUGCUUUGCAAAAAGCUCCUGCAAACUGUCGUAAAGCUUCUCGAAGAUAUAAGUUAAUAGUGACAACAUGCAAUCGUGUUUUGAACAUUCUAUAGCGCAUUUCCCCCAAAGGGCGCGGUUGGGCAGCAGAGAGUUAAUGACGGCCGCAACUUCCGGUACACCUCCCGGCUGAUCGCAAGUUGCAAAGAAAAAAAGACCAGCUUGUAUAUCCCAUUCUUAAUGAUUGUCAGCCACUAGAGAAUCGUCUUUGGGAACUUCGUCUGGGGGACGUACUUUACGUUGCUGUUCACCUACUUCCUGGAGGACGUAAUCUAACCGAUCCCCUGCCAGUUAUUGCCGUCGAGCUUCAUGUACGACUCGUCGUCCAUGAUCGCAACUACGUGGCGCUUCACCGGAAAUCAUCCUCGACGAGCACCUUCAGCCACAGCUUUUGAGUAGCUGCCCGCGCUUCCGACACGGCCGACGAUUUCCUUAUUUGCCAAAUACUUUUUGAUCGGUUAACCGGGCGUGCCGACCUUCCGACUUCAGACGCAAUAGAAUUUCGCCAUUUUACCUCUCGUCUUCCGCUUCUGUGCGGAAGACGGUCUUGCAAAACCCUCUGAUGUCCGGAACCCGACUUGCGCUCGAUUGUGACACCUUUCUCCAGGAUCUCAUCCGGCCGACACAAAAUGUGCCACGAUGGCGGACUUCUUCGUUUCGGGGGGGGCCUUAGUUCCGGUUCGUUAGAGGAGGGGGGGUUCAUGCCCUUGGGUACAAAAGUUGCCCCGUUGGCUUCGUACCGCUCCAGGAUAACAUUUGACUAGUGGCACGAAGCUAGAUCCGGCCAGAAGAUCGUAGGGUCCUCGUGUUACUUCAACAGAGAAAGCAGACGCUUCUGUAGACACUUCUUGAGAUAGAUCUCCCCAUUUACAGUCCCGAUACUCACAAACGGCGCACUCCGUUUGCCAUAUGAGCAGAUCGGUUGCCAAAUUAUGUAUUUGUUGGCAAACUUUGGAAGUUUCCGCCUUCUUACUUCUUCCGGAACAUAAAACUUGUGCUGGGUGGUGAAGAACAGUAGCCACGUAAGCUGCCGGAAUUCUGCCAUGACGUAAGUCUCAUCAUCUAUGAUUUUUUGACAGCAUCUGGGCGUACAGUUUCCGGGCCCGUGACUUCCCCACCGUAUUUUGCCGUUUGUCAGCCUUCUGCACUUUGUACGUAUGCAGUCCCUCCCAGUCCUUGGCUCUCUGAACGAAAGACUUCCAAGACAGAUUCAACUCUUUGGCCACAUCUCUGACUGAAGCAUUGAGAUUCCGCCUAAACGCUUUCACUACAGGCUUGUGAUUCUGAUCACUAAUAGAACAUGCAUUCUGGCAGCAUUCGUCCUUGCGUUCGAUGCACAGAGUUUGGUAGUAACGUUUAAUCACAUGACUUACCGUUGACAGGAAGAUUCCGAGUUGUUUACCGAUGUCCCGAUGAAAGAGUUCAGGAUUUUCCAGGAGCUUGCGCAAAAUCAAUUCGCAACGUUGCUUUUCGGAUGACACCAAUUUUUUCAUUUUUCGAAAAACUGACAGCGAUAAAAAUACAAUGUAAACAAUACACUCUAAACUACUUACACCCAAAUUUUCAAGAGAAAAUACCGAAUGGGCCAACAAAUGGUCUAUUUUCCACAGUGUAUUUUUGAUGUGGGACAUCUUUUACGAGUUGAGCGCUGUAUGAAAAUUUUGAACAUUUACAAGCGUAAAAAUCCGGUGAUCCAGUUAACUGGCAUGUUUACCGUUGAUUUCAUGUCCAAUUCCAAAAUCGACUAUUACAUAAGGUUCCUUCAGGUAAAAAAUGUUGCCGACGGGUAUAAGAAUAUAUACUGGACAAGGCAUGAUGCUAUGUCAUAAUUAUGUUUGGGUUGGUUACUUACUUACUUGAUACUCGAUGGGCAACAAUUCGCUUCGAUGAAUCUACGCCGAGUGAAGAAUUCUCCUCCACUGGACCCGGUCCUGGGCCAAUCUCUUCCAGUCACCCAGUCACAUUGAGUGCUUUUAGGUCCUCUUCCACUGCAAACAGCCAUCGUGUACGCGGUCUGCCACGGAGUCGUCGGCCUCUUCCCGGUUCUCUACCGAAUGUUAUCUUCGCCUGUCGUUCUUCCGGCUUUCGUGCCACAUGACCAGCCCACCGCAGCCUGUCGUUUUUUAUUAGCUUGACAAUAUCUACUCCUUUAUAUACUUUAUAUACUUGAUAUAACUCGUGAUUCAUGCGACACCGCCAGAUACCAUUUUCUUCUUUAGCGCCGAGUAUUGUUUGCAGCACCUUACGUUCAAAAACACCGAACGCUCUACGAUCAACUUCCUUUAACGUCCACGUUUUAUGGCCGUACAAGGCAACCGGAACUAUCAAUGUCUUGUACAACGCGAAUUUUGUCUUCGAGACUUUAGCUGGCUACGAAGUCCGUAAAAAGCCCUUUUUGCUGCUGCAAGACGCCUUUUCACCUCUCGGGUAACAUCAUUAUCGUACGUUACUAGAGUUACAAGGUACACAAAUUCUUCCACUACUUCAAAUUUAUCACCACCUCACCACCAACAUCACUAUUCGACCCACGUAUUCUUCCAGCUAUCAUGUACUUCGUCUUGCUGGUGUUGAUUCUGAGACCAAUGCUUGCUGUCUCCCUUUUAAAAGGCACGAAUGCUUCUUCCACAGCUCGGCGGUCGAUUCCAAGGAUAUCAAUAUCGUCCGCAAAUCCUACGAGCAUAUGCGACCGAAUGACGAUGGUAUCGUUCCUUUGCACACCUGCUCUCCUGAUGGCACCUUCAAGAGCAAUGUUGAACAGCAAGUUUGACAGCGCAUCACCCAGCUUCAAUCCGUCUAAGGUUACGAAGGACGUCGAAAUCUCAUCCGCAACCCGAACACUUGAAUUCGAUCCAUCCAGCGUUGCACGAAUCAGCCUAAUCAGUUUCGUCGGAAAACCAUGUUCUACCAUUAUCUGCCAUAACUGGUUUCUUUUCACUGAAUCGUACGCCGCUUUGAAAUCAAUAAACAGAUGGUGUGUCUGCAAGUUGUAUUCCCGGUAUUUAUCUAGGAUCUGUCGCAGGGUAAACAUUUGAUCCAUUGUUGAUCGGCCUUCACGAAAACCACCUUGUUAUUCGCCGACGAAAGACUCCUCCAACGGCCUCAAUCUGUUGAAGAGACAUAAUUUUGUGCGCCGAUUUGAGGAGCGAUAUUCCUCGAUAAUUGACGCACUCAAGUCUGUUUCCCUUUUUGUAUAAGGGACAAAUAAGGUCCUCUAGCCAGUCAGCAGGUAGUACUUCUUCUUCCCAUACCUUCAGAAGAGUACGGUGAAGUAUUUCGUGCAGCUGCUCACUACCGUGUUUGAAAAGUUCGGCCGGGAGCUCGUCCUUUCCAGCAGCCUUACAGUUUUCAGCUCUUUGAUUGCCUUUUCACUUCCUCUAGCGUCGGAAGCUCCACAGCUUGUCCAUCGUCACUUAUCUUUAUUCUGUUCGUUGACGCGCUAACAUUCUCUCCAUUCAACAAUGUCUCGAAGUGCUCUCUCCACCUAGCUGCUACCGUAGUUUUAUCUGUCAGCAAGUUACCUUCACGGUCAUUGCACAUGAUGGAAGACGGCGCUGUUUUUCUCCGUACGUCAUUGACAGUUUCAUAAAAUAUCCGCAUCUCAUUUUGUUCCAUACUGUUUUGCGCCUCAAUAAUGACGUUCUCCUCAUACUGCUUUUUCUUUCUGGGGUGAAUCCUGCCAGCAUCCUUGAAAUCGACAUUCAAAGAGUUUGGAUGCGCAUGAUAUUGGACAGCUACAGCGUUAUGCAUUUCUUUUCAUGCAUCCAAAAAUUUACAGAUAUUACAGUUACGGUAUAGCAAAUUAGACGAAAUAUGCAUUCGAUGAACCGAUAAAAUAUUUCUGCAGACGUUCUAAAAACAUUUCUUAUUUUAAAUAGCGUUUGCGUUAAACAAACAAACCCUACAAACCAUCCAAAGUUUUGAAACAAAAACUCAUUGAUUUUUUAAGAAAUUACCGCUAUUUCAAUUACUAAUUUGAUUGCAAGCCCUUUCAUUCAACAUAUAAGUAUUAAAAUAAACUGUAAAAGCGCUGUAAAAAAUCUGAUUAAUCAGCUCAUCGGUUGCAGAGAUAUCGCAUCACUAACGCUACUGUAAGGAAAUGCUUCGAUACAACGGCCGGCAAAUUAAUCCAUUUUUGCAUGAAAAUAUCAACAUUUUUAGCAGUGUUUUGAGUAAGGCUUGGACUAUAUACCUAAAAAAAAUCACGAAAACAUAUCAGUGAGCCUAAGGAUAUUUAGUCCAUUGAUUUGCAAAUCAGUUGGAAAAGCACAAUCUGCAUUCACUGCUCACUCUAAAUAUUUGCCGGUAAAGAUAUUUCCUACAGAAUUUCUUUCGCAGAACAUAAGCCUUUUGGAAUAAAUUAAGAAUCGUUUUUCCCGGGAUUCCCGGGAAUCCCGGGAUAUCUAAAAAUCCCGGGAUUCCCGGGAAAUAAAUUCCCGGGAUGGAAGCUCUAAGCAGUACCUAUUACUUCUCGCGCUGCUGUGCUCACCGCUCCGUGGAUUGACUCCCACAGAUUGUUGAGGUUGUCUUCUGCGUUGAUUCCGCUUAUCCGCUCAUCAAGCUUCUGGCGGUACUCGUCCGUCACACCUUCUACUGAGAAGCGCUGGAUAUUGAAACGCAACGGUCGCUGAGUUCUUUAGUUCGCUACGGUUGAUAACCGUGCUCGAAGCUUACUGACAACGAGAUAGUGAUCAGAGUCGAUGUUUGGUCCUCUAUAACAUCCGAGAAGUGUCGGCCGUCUACCAGGACAUGGUCCAUUUGAUUGCAAGUUUCGGGUGCAUCCAGGUGUGCUUACAGAUGUCUUUGAAGUGCUGCUGAUGGCCAUCCCUCUAGUUGCAACGAAGGUCACUAGUCUCAGGCCGUUGUCAUUGGUUACAGAGUGAAGGCUCUCCUUACCAAUGAUUGGACGAUGAUCUCUACCGACCUGAGCGUUGGCGUCCCCGAUAACAAUUUUCACGUCAUGCUUUGGGCACUCUCCGUAGGUUUUGGUAAAACGCGUCCUUCACGUCAUCGGGUUUAUCGUUUGUCGGUGCAUAGAUGUUGAUCAAGCUGUAGUUGAAGAAUUUGCCACGUACCCUCAAUAUACAGAUUCGAUCGCUAACCGGUUUCCACCUUAUAACACGCUUCAUCUGCUUGCCGAUCACUAUGCAACCGACACCAUGUUCUACCUUUUCGCCGCCGCUAUAGUAGAUGUUGUAUUUGAAGGAAGUGUUGGCGAUGGGAUUCACCGCCCUGAAUUCACGUUCUCCAGUUCUAGGCCACCGCACCUCCUGAAUCGCAGCCACGCUCACUCCAGCCGUCUGCGUCCGGGUUCAUUCAAAGUCUUGACAUUCCAUGUUCCGAGUUUUCAAUCAUUGUCCUUAUUUCGUAGCCGGGUCGGUUGCCGAAAGUAUCGUUCGUUUAUCUUUUCUUCUUCACUUUUCGUGGUAAGUGGGAGGGUUUGGUAGGCUACCUUACCGGGGUCGCGCUGGUGGGGCUGCCACCUUAAGUAUAGCUGACGCGGUACAGCAUUUCAUACUCAGCCGCUGGAUGCCAGAACAGACGCAGUUUGAGCCGCACCUCCUUGGUGAACAGACGCUCGGGACGUACCUCCUCAAUCUAGUUGAAGUCAGAAGGACAACAGUUCCCAGACUGCACUACCAGCUAAGCACACAACUCUUAGCUGGCGGUCGUUGUAAUCAUAUGACCCGGGGAAGCAUGAGGUAGGGACUUGUGAGGACCAUCGCUAUGUUGGACGCUCCUUCCAGGUUGUCGACUCACCGUUUUGCAGCCCAGGGUUGGUUACUUGAGAUUGUCAAAAAAGAGGGUUGUCUGCGAUAAAACCGGUUUACCGAGACCGCACUUACGGCUGAUAGUUGACAUCUAACAUCUAACCUUGCACGAUCCGUACUGUGGCCAUUGAGAUUAAUGAUAGCGCAAUGGAAAAAACGAUGGACAAAGCAUUUGAUCGGAGCUACACACUAAGUUUACUAAGAAUUACUGGUUUUGCUGGACUUUUGAACAGCGGUCGGUAAUCUACCCAGUAAAACAAUUUUAUUACCGAACUCGCCACGAAAUACUAAUGGCGUUUUUGCUUGACCCCGAAACUGAGUCGGGUUCUAACCCCAAUCGCUGUCAGUUCAUACAUUUUGACAGCAGCGAAAACGACAUAAAUACGUGCAGGACUUACAUAACUUGCCAAUAUUCGAUAUAGCUAUAUGGAGUCAAGCUCUAUCUGAAAUAAACAGACGUUUUUGAAAGAUUUUCUGAAACCAGUUUUUUGCGUUUUUAGAGAUAUCUUACAUACUACGAAAUUUAAUACAAAAUUGCUGAACAUUUUUUCAUCUGAUUAGUACAAACCUGGUGCAAUUCCGUUCACUAAAAUGAAGGAUAUUGACGUUCAAAAUCUUACUAGCCUGCUCUGCCCAUGAUCACAUAUUUGUCUCGUUGUCCAGGGGUUUUCCUACCUUUAGUGGUCAUCCAUAAAGGACGUAGCAUUUUUAGUGAUUUUUAACACCCCCCUCCGCCAUCGUAGCAUUUCGUCACAAAACUCUGAAUACCCCCUGAUAAUUACGUUGCUUGACGGCAAAGUCCCUCUAAACAAGGUCCUAGCAUGCGUCAAAACUGUUAGUGGUAAUGAACAGACAGCCUGUAAAACGUGGUAUUGAUGACGUAGGCGCUACCAUUCGCCCAUAGAAACUGUCACACAUACGAGCACAGAGGCAGUUUUCGUUUUGACGAAUGCUAGGACCUUCCUAUAUAAGGACUUUGGCUUGACGGUUACUCUACACCCUCCCCCCCCCCCCUGUCACCAUAAAUUUUUAAAAAAAGAUAAAAAACGAUGUUAAUUAGAUGAAACGGGUAAGGUUGUCGUGACAUCAGGUCCACCCCUAUUCCCCUUUAAAAAAGCUACGUAGCAUGACAUGACCCCCUACCCCCUAUCGUCACACAUCAUUACAAAAUACAAAACUCCCCCCUCCCCUAUAUAAUGCUACGUCAUUUAUGGAUGGUCCCUUAUGAGACAGAUUUGCGGUCAUAGGCAGUGCUUUAUACGAUAUUUAGAGGCAACUCUAUUGAAAGGCUGGACCCAGUGUUAAUUUUAGAAUCCGAAAACUAAACACGAAAGUCUACCGAAAUUCUAACCCUCUGGCAGCCAUUACAUUUGUGCUGUCGCCCAAAGCUCUAAGACUAAGCAUAACUUCAAGAGUGUUUAGUAAGUAUGUCCUUCCUUGGAUAGAGAAAAAAAUACCGACCGAAGCCGACUUUUCCACGAAAUACGCACCCGCACAACAUUAGAAACAUUCUUAUAUAAAUUGAUAAAGUGGGUUUUUAUCCAAAGUACGAAACCAUCUGAAAUUUGUAAUUCAACCCCGAAGCAGCUGUCAACCAUUAAACCUUAUGUAUAAAAGAGCAGAAAGAUAUGUAAAUAUAGCAAAUUUUACCCUUAUUGGAGCAAAUCGUUAUCAUUAGCAUCGCGUUAUUGUGAUGUUUUCGUUCGCCAAUCUCGUUUAGAUAAUACAAUAAUUACGGUAAAUGUGGCUCUGAGUCCCAUCGCGGCGUCUAGUAAGUUACUACUGCAGUACGCUUGAUACGAAACUAUGAAACUGGUUCCGGUAUGUUAACGGAAAAAAUUUCAAUACUGUAGUGUAAAAGAAAUCGCCGGUAUUCGCCAUCGCUUGAUAAUGAUACUAAAAACCAACACAAGAGCUUAGACAAAUUACAUUACAUCUUAGAAGCAGGAAAUCUCAAAAUGAAAGCAACCAACAUUACAUUAAAUAUUGUUAUAAAAAAAAUCAAUUGGCAUCGAUGUGAUUUAUCAGUUUAUUGACUAAAUUUUUCGCUAAUAUUGGCAAUGUAAAAGCUUUUCCUUAGCUAAAAAAUAUAAUUAUACUACUAGGGCAAGAUAUUAGUCGGUGUCCUUUUGUCCCCACGCUCCCGUAAUGCUAAGCUGUAUACUUACCAGUGAUAAGAUACGAAUCAAACUAAUCAAAACUAAUUAGUCCAACAGCAACUAAGAAGAAUCAUCAGAGAGAAACUAUAGACUUUGUGUUACUGUUUUCGAUUUUCGGUUGCCUUCAUUCAUUCAUUGGAUAACGAAAAGACAUCCAAAAAGUUGUAAACAAACGCCAAAGAAGUACUUAAGUUGUAAAGCAAGCAAAAUUUAAAAGAAAAAGAGAGUCAAAGCAAGGGAUUUCUUUAACGAUAGUCAGGUUUUUUGUAUUAUAUUGUAAUAAGAAGCAAACCAAGUAUGAAAGUUAGUGAUAAUAACUAAGGACGACAAACGCAAAACAGAAACAUUAGAAUGAAACGAAAAUAUCCACCUAUCAAAGAAAAGAGUAACAUUUUACAAAAAGUAGCAACAAUAGCGGAAGAAAAUAGAAGAAAAAAACCCUUACAAUACAAGACCCGGGGGCCAAAAUGUCCUUUAUAGGUAAAGUUUUAUUUCAAUUCGAGACACAAUGUGAAUCGAGAUGCGAUCCCGACAAAACUCAGAUUAUGGAAGACGAAUCUUUCGUUUUGAGCUGCCGAAGGCCGUCUGAAUCGGAGAGGGUCACCAGAGACCGCCACUUAGCGUCCUCCCUAUAUACAUAGUAGUUAUAUAUAUACAGAUCCAUAAAUACAAAAUCGAAAAAUGGACAGCCAAGUUGUAAAUCAAAUUUAGGUCGGUCAGUCAGUCAGCCGACGGGGAGGCGUUUGAAAAAUGCGAAACUGCUGUGUCGUACACGUGUGGUAUAAUUCUUAAUCCGGAAGAGAUUAUAAAUAGAUGUAGAAAUGCGCUUAUAGCGAAAUAGAUAACGUAUGAUAAUAAUGCUGAAGUACUAUAGAAAAUAAAAUCAAAUGUAGAGUAAUUAUCAAAAAUCAUAAAUAAUAAAAAAAUGCAAGGAUAACA